Molecule: messenger RNA, 1515 nt
Organism: Trichoderma citrinoviride
Lineage: Eukaryota; Fungi; Ascomycota; Sordariomycetes; Hypocreales; Hypocreaceae
Exons: 2
Coding region: 1-1515 (504 amino acids)
Biological process (GO): regulation of transcription by RNA polymerase II
Cellular component (GO): nucleus
Source: RefSeq, a predicted model, not a curated record
AUGCAGCUAGAUUCCGUCCCCUAUGAUCCAGAUGAGGCUCCUUCACCAGGCACUCCUCAGAUGAAAGCAGUGCGUCCCAGACUCCAACUCACAGAGAGCCCUCCUCCGGAAAUACCACGCGCUCAAGUCAGUUUCAGCCCUCCUCCCGUCGACGGAUUGCCCAAGUCUAAUCGGUCAAAGAUCGUGCCCGUGGGUGGUGAUGAAGUCCUCGUCACUUACCUUGGCGGCGGCCGUCACCAAGACGUAGCCCGGAUUGCCGGCCGGGUGGCAUUGCCCGGCGGCGACGACAACUUUGAACUCUCUGACGAUGAUGUCUAUCCGCAAAAGAGCCCGCCGCGAGACGCCACCGCCGACCCCUCAGCCGGCGCCGACAUCCUCCAGCGCCCGCAGGCCGUCGCUGCCGCUGUUACGGGCGAUCACAAUAGUCUGCGGGCCGUUGCCGCCGACGCCUUAGCCGCGGGCGGGGACGUCGGACUCUUCCACGGGGAGGAUAAGCCCAGCGUUGAUCUGUCAGCCUCUACCUACCAGCUUUCCAUUCAUGACGACGUCGUGUCCAGCCCCAAUCGCCACGUCAAAACCCCACCCCUCUUGGGCAGCCGUCUCGGCGCGGCAGACAGCGCAUCGCGAUCCUUGCUGUCGCCCAGCUUCAGCGAGCUGCCCCCUUUGCUGGACUCGCCCAAGCACGACGGCGCCAAUGGGCCAAGCCUACCCUCAAUACAAACCACCCUGGGCGACACUCUCAACGAUAGGAACCACCACCAUGUCGCGACCGAGAUCCCGACGCCCAGCGACAACCGAGACCUGCCGAGACGUCACACCGGCGAUGCGCGGACGUUUUCUCGGUCUCCCACCGUAGGCGUCCCGCGCUUCUCGUCAAUGUCUGCCGGCAGCCAUGCGUCGCACCCAAUCUCUCCCAGCGAGUCGUAUCAGCGCGGCUUUCCAUCUCCCAACUCCCUCCCUGCCUCCAGUCCUGACAAUUUCGCCGCCAAUGGUUCCAUACAUCGCUCCUCCGUCGAUUAUGCAAACAGCAAAGCCCCCAGCAAGGCCCUCCAGCCCGGCUACACCAUACCUUCUCCUGCUACCGGAGCGUCCGUAGCGGAUCGCAUGAGCAUCGACGGAAUUACCAAUCCUCAGGUCGGCAGCUAUAGUUGCACCUUCGAGGGGUGUACCGCCCCGCCGUUCCAAACCCAGUACCUGCUCAAUUCUCACGCCAAUGUGCAUUCUUCAGCCCGUCCGCACUACUGCCCCGUGCCAGGAUGCCCUCGAGCUGAGGGGGGAAAGGGGUUUAAACGGAAGAAUGAGAUGAUUCGGCAUGGCUUGGUCCACGAUUCUCCCGGAUAUGUCUGUCCUUUCUGUGCGGACAGAGAACACAAAUACCCCCGGCCGGACAACUUACAAAGACACGUCCGAGUUCACCACGUGGACAAGAGUAAAGACGACCCCUUAUUGAGGGACGUCCUAGCACAACGGCCCGACGGCCCAAGCAGAGGCCGACGAAGGAGAGCGCAAGUCUAG